AUGUACACCGCCGUCCUGCUCGCCCUCGCCGCUGUGCUCGCGCUCGCGCACAGCGCCCUCGCCUCGCCAGCCAUCUAUCGCCCCUUCGCCCUCUCGUCCGCGCUCAACUGCCGCAAGGGCCCCGAAAGCGGCGCUACCUGGGUCAAGAGGUACAGCGCCGGCGAGAUGGUCUUCGUCGCGUGCCAGGUCCGCGGGGAAUGGGUGCGCGGUAACAACAUCUGGGACCUCACGCAGGACGGGUGCUUCGUGUCGGACCGCUACGUCGUCACGGGCAUGGGCAACAACUUUAUCACGGACAUUGACGAGUGCUUGCCUGGUGAGGGAAACAGAGACGUGUGUAUCCCGUAUCCUUGCAAGAAGAAGUCGUUGUAG
Vanrija pseudolonga is the source of this 372-nucleotide messenger RNA. RefSeq lists its product as uncharacterized. Lineage: Eukaryota; Fungi; Basidiomycota; Tremellomycetes; Trichosporonales; Trichosporonaceae. The record is from RefSeq and is a predicted model, not a curated record. The coding region runs from base 1 to 372 and encodes 123 amino acids. The transcript has a single exon.